AUGUACGGAAAUAUUAAAACAGUAAGAGACCCCGGACUCAUCUUUGUCCUUCUUGUUGCCAGUCUGAUGCUUCGGAUCCACAUCCGCUUUCUCGCCAGCAACUUUGAGCAUGAAUCGCACGAGAACCCGCAGGGUGCAGCUUGCAUCAUUGCCCGCAUUGUGCAGGUCAGCAGUCGGCAGAUUCAGUUCUCGAAGCAUUUUUGCAAGACCUGGUUUGUCCCUGAUCCCGUGCUCUACAAAGUACAGCUGCGCCACAUCCACGACCUCACGAAUGGCAGACGACGAACUAUCCAGGGUGUCGAGUUCAAUAAGAACUUGGCUGUUGUGUUUCUUCAGGAUUUUCAAAUCAUUAUGAAGGUAUCCCGUGCUCUACACAGUAGGUUAAUCUUCACUGGACGAGCGAUGUUCCUGCGAGAAUUGGUGCCUCGCUUGCAACCUCAGGCCGCGGCCAUCAUGCACCAGCCACACCCAGGUUACAGUUCAUUGCACCCCGAGAAAGAAUUCACUGCACCCCCAAGUCACAUUUUUCACGUGAAACGUGGGGACAGUGUGAUGUGGUGGGGCCCGUGGGGGGCAGAAGACAGGUGA
Messenger RNA from Penicillium bovifimosum, 588 nucleotides. RefSeq lists its product as uncharacterized. Bases 1 to 588 code for a protein of 195 amino acids. The record is from RefSeq and is a predicted model, not a curated record. NCBI's taxonomy places the organism in Eukaryota, Fungi, Ascomycota, Eurotiomycetes, Eurotiales, Aspergillaceae. The transcript has a single exon.